Molecule: messenger RNA, 1851 nt
Organism: Aspergillus aculeatus ATCC 16872
Lineage: Eukaryota; Fungi; Ascomycota; Eurotiomycetes; Eurotiales; Aspergillaceae
Product: ABC1 kinase family protein
Exons: 4
Coding region: 1-1851 (616 amino acids)
Biological process (GO): lipid homeostasis; mitochondrion organization
Cellular component (GO): mitochondrial inner membrane
Source: RefSeq, a predicted model, not a curated record
AUGAGGGCGGCGCUCCGCAUCCCGCUGCGGGCUUCCAACAAUUUUGAUCCCGCGGUGGUCAUACGAUCCAAUCUUGCCCACCUGAACCCCCCCCUAACUCGUUCGUCGACUCCUCCUAUUACUUCUCGUUUGCUCUCAUCUGCAACUACACGCCCUUUCGCAACUCAGCGACGCCGUAUCGGCGAUCAUUCACUAUCACUACCGCCGUUUCCUACUCGGAAUGCAGCCACCUCCGCGACCUCGGGACGGAAUGACACGAGGCAGUCUGGACCGGGGAAAUCGCACAACAGAGGACUCAGAUAUGUUGUGAUCGGUGGAGCUAUCGCCAUUGCGGCAGUAGCAUACUCGGAUGAGGUUCAGCACUACUACCGUGCGGCAGCGCGCACUGGACGAGUCGUCGGUGCCCUCGCCAUCUGUAUCAAUGAUUACCGUGUUACCCUCAAGCAAGAAACAUCCACCCCUGGAGAACGGGACGAAGCGAUACGGGCCUGUCACAAGCGUUGCGCGGACCGCACGCUGCGUGUUCUCGAGCAGAAUGGGUCGAUCUUCAUCAAACUAGGACAACAUCUGAGCAGUAUGGGAUACUUGCUGCCCUUGGAAUGGACGACAACCUUCAUUCCUCUUCAGGAUAAAUGCCCCGUUUCGUCCAUCGAGUCCGUCGAAGCGAUGUUCGUCGCUGAUACUGGUCGUCGUAUCGAUGAGCUCUUCUCAUCCUUCGACCCACAGCCUAUCGGCGCCGCUUCUCUCGCCCAGGUGCAUGUUGCUACGCUCAAGGAAACUGGUCAGAAAGUCGCGGUCAAGGUGCAACAUCCUGCAUUGGCAGAGUGGGCGCCGCUUGAUUUGGCAUUGACUCGAUUCACCUUUUCGACGUUGAAGCGCUUCUUCCCGGAAUACGAUUUGGAAUGGUUGUCGAAAGAGAUGGACCUGUCGCUGCCACAAGAAUUGGAUUUUCGGAUGGAAGCUGAAAAUGCUAUGCGGACAAAGGAAUACUUCAAGAAGCAUUCAGAUGCCCCACUAGUCAUUCCAGAAGUGAUGUGGGCCCAGAAGCGUAUCCUCGUUAUGGAGUUUCUUUCCGGACGACGACCCGACGACCUUGAGUUCCUGGAUUCCAAUCACAUUGACCGGGAUGAGGUUUCCGCCGCAUUGGCACAUAUCUUCAACGAAAUGAUUUUCGGCGCCAACGCUCCCUUGCAUUGCGAUCCACAUGGGGGGAACAUCGCUAUCCGUCUCAACCCCAACGGUCGACGUCACAACUUCGAUAUCGUACUUUACGACCAUGGACUCUACCGGGACAUUCCUCAAGACCUGCGUCGCAACUAUGCAAAGCUCUGGCUGGCGGUGAUCGAAGCCGAUGAGUCGCGCAUGCGGGAAUCCGCGCACAAAGUUGCCGGUAUAACGGAUGAGCAGUUCCCUCUCUUCGCCAGCGCCAUUACUGGACGAGACUACAUGGUUCUCAAGAAAAAGGACAUCACUUCCGCCCGCACGUCCGCAGAGAGGGAGAGCAUGUCCGGUGCACUCGGUGAAGGCAUGUUGCAACAACUCGUCGAACUGCUGGGCCAAGUUCCUCGUAUCAUCCUUCUGAUCCUAAAGACAAACGACCUGACCCGCAGUCUUGACGAAAACCUGCAAACUCGCCAAGGGCCCAUUCGCACGUUCCUCAUUCUCGCACGAUACGCAACUCGCACCGUCUUCGAGGAACAAAUGGAAGCCGUUUACGAAACAGGCGGUGUUCUCCGUCCUUCAAACUUCUGGCGUUUCCUUUGCGCAUGGACCGGCUUCCUGCGCGUGGAACUGAAGCUUUCUGUCUACGAGGCUCUCCUAUCACUGAAGAGUCGCUUUGGGUUGGUAUAG